Messenger RNA from Verticillium dahliae VdLs.17, 1773 nucleotides. RefSeq lists its product as uncharacterized. Bases 1 to 1773 code for a protein of 590 amino acids. NCBI's taxonomy places the organism in Eukaryota, Fungi, Ascomycota, Sordariomycetes, Glomerellales, Plectosphaerellaceae. The record is from RefSeq and is a predicted model, not a curated record. The transcript is spliced from 4 exons.
AUGAGAAGCAGUCUCCGUGACGCCGGCGGCUUGUUGGCUGGUGCUUUUACUGCAAAGAAGGGUCCUAGGUAUCACAAAAUAGACUGGGAGGGAUCCGAUGAAUCAGACUAUACCAGCCGACAAGUUCCUUUAUCACGAAGUCUCGGACGCUGCCUGCCGUGCGGACUCGGUCGGUGGUCGCUCAAGACGGUCCUCGCCACGGUGGGCAGCCUCGUCAUCCUCACGCUCCUCGCCGUCGUCGGCACCCGACCCGUGGCGCCAACACCCCCGGCCGCCGAUGACACCGACCCGCACAACCGCCGGCUGCGCAUCAUCGUGCCGGCCGACGAGCCGGGCGCCAACCUCUGCAAGAUGCUUCUAUCAACAGUCGCCAACGGCUACCCGGCACCGCUCAUCAUCAACUGGGGCCGCGACUUCCACAAACAGGGCGGCUGGUUCGGCGGCUCGCACCUCGGCAAGAUCGACGGCACGCUCGACGCCCUCGAGGCCCUCGCCUCGGACGAGGAGGCUCCGCCCGCCGAGCGGCUGCGGCCCGACGAUCUCGUCCUCAUCGUCGACGCCUACGAUGUCUGGUUUCAGCUGCCGCCGCGCGUCCUCAUCGAGCGCUUCCUCGCCCAGAACGCCGCCGCCGACGCCCGCAUCCUCGCCGGCUGGUCACCCGACGCCCCCGACGCCAUCGCCGCCCCGACCCAGCGCGUCAUCGUGAGCACCCAGAAAAAAUGCUGGCCACGGCCCCGCGACGGCCACGAGACGCACUGCGACGUGCUGCCCGAGAGCACGGCCCGGGCCGACCUCUACGGACCGGAGACGGACAAGGGCGACCCCGACCGUGACGGGCACGCCCUGCACCGCACACGGCCACGAUACAUCAACAGCGGCGCCGUGCUCGGCCGUGCCGACGACGUGCUGCGCACGUUCCGGAGGGCCUACGCCAAGAUUCUCGGCCAGCAGGAGGUGUGGCGCACGAUGCAGCGCGAGCGUCAGGCUCUCGCCCUUCGCGGGGGGAGCCCUUUCAACGAGACGGCGAACUCUUCGUGCCGACCGUCUUCGAAGGAGGAUGACGGCGAGUACAUGGCCGUCAACGACGCGGCGCGCAUCAACGUCUCGAGCGAGGAGCGUGGCCUUUCGCCAGCGCGCAUUACGGGCCUGCCGUCUGACGUUGACAGCCUUGCGCCGCCCCUCGUGCACGCCGGCGUCGAGUUGGAGGAGCAGCACAGGGACGAGGCUGCACACUGGGACGCCGUACCCCUCUAUACCGACUAUUAUACCGGCCGCAUGCCCGUCGGCGUCCACCACAACGCGCAUCGCGACGGGAUGAAGGGUUGGCGGUUGAAGAUGUGGUGGGAUAAGAACUGGUUCCACCCUUUCCUGCGUGACAUUGUGGCCGCGCGCGAAGUCCGCCCCAUAAAGCUCGCCCCUCUGGCAGUGAUCAAGGCAACAAGCUCAUGGGCACGGGACGUCGUGUACUGGCCUCCUGCCUCCGACGCCGAGAGGAGGCGCCCUCGCAUCUUCGACCGUAAGACGUUGAGCCAGGGGCUCGAUGAGGCCGAGUGGCAUACCCUGUGUCGAAAGCAGGGAGAGAGGCCUUGGUGGGAUAUCAUUUUCGAUGACGACAGGGGACCUGAGGACCUCGGGCCCAAAAAAGCGGCGAAUUCUGUUAAGCCUGAGGUCGAGGUGAAGGAGCCAGGAGGAGGAACAAAAGCCGACGAGAAGCCCCAGGAUGAAGGGCAAGGCGAAAGGAAACCCACAGGCGAAGCUAUCAUCAAGAGAUAG